Messenger RNA from Solanum lycopersicum (tomato), 3190 nucleotides. RefSeq names its product heat shock protein (gene hsp100/ClpB). Gene Ontology annotation, cellular component: cytoplasm. Gene Ontology annotation, biological process: protein refolding; cellular response to heat. Gene Ontology annotation, molecular function: ATP hydrolysis activity; ATP binding. The record is from RefSeq and is marked validated. Lineage: Eukaryota; Viridiplantae; Streptophyta; Magnoliopsida; Solanales; Solanaceae.
GAAACUUUGUCGUUUUUCUUCCUUCUUCAAUAACGUUGAGAUAACAGAAUAGUACAUUUGGUUCACCGGUAUGUCUACCGUGACGUCAUUUUCCGGCGUACAGUUUUGCGUUCCUUCUUCUUCUUCCAAUUCUUCAAACAGAGUUGCUUUAUUUUCAUCCCAUUCAGCGCCGUACCUGAACUUCUCAGGCAAAUCGCGAGUUCUUGGCAAGUGUAGUUCGUUGAAACUGAAGAGGAAGGAUGUGUUCUUCAGUAGGAAAACUGAGAAACUUUCUCAGGGCUCAAGGCUUACCGUACGUUGUGAUGCUUCAAAUGGAAGGAUCACUCAGCAAGAUUUUACAGAAAUGGCAUGGCAAGCAAUUGUUGCAUCGCCAGAAAUAGCUAAAGAGAACAAGCAUCAAAUAGUAGAGACUGAGCACUUGAUGAAGGCACUGUUGGAGCAAAAGAAUGGGCUGGCUCGUCGCAUAUUCUCCAAGACGGGUGUAGAUAAUACCCGCCUUUUAGAGGCUACUGAUAAGUUUAUUAGACAACAACCAAAGGUUAUUGGUGAGACAGCAGGUUCUAUGUUAGGCCGAGAGUUGGAAGGUCUGAUGCAGAGAGCCAGGGAGUACAAGAAAGAGUAUGGUGAUUCCUUUGUGUCAGUUGAGCAUUUGGUGCUUGGCUUCAUUCAAGAUAAACGAUUUGGGAAGCAACUGUUUAAUGAUUUCCAGAUUUCCCUGAAGACACUGAAAACUGCCAUUGAAUCCAUAAGGGGACGCCAAAAUGUUAUUGAUCAAGAUCCUGAAGGGAAGUAUGAAUCACUAGAAAAAUAUGGAAAAGACCUGACUGCUAUGGCUAGAGCGGGGAAGCUUGACCCAGUUAUAGGAAGAGAUGAUGAGAUACGUAGAUGCAUACAAAUCCUCUCAAGGAGAACAAAGAAUAACCCAGUGUUAAUUGGUGAGCCUGGAGUUGGGAAAACUGCAAUCUCUGAAGGGCUUGCUCAGAGAAUUGUGCAAGGAGAUGUACCUCAGGCUUUGAUGAAUCGAAGGUUGAUAUCUCUUGAUAUGGGUGCGCUCAUAGCUGGUGCAAAAUAUCGUGGUGAAUUUGAAGACAGAUUGAAGGCAGUGCUUAAGGAAGUGACAGAAUCUGAAGGACAGAUCAUCCUUUUUAUUGAUGAGAUACAUACUGUUGUUGGUGCAGGUGCUACUAAUGGUGCAAUGGAUGCUGGGAAUCUAUUGAAGCCGAUGCUUGGUCGAGGAGAACUACGAUGUAUUGGUGCGACCACCUUGGAUGAAUACCGUAAAUAUAUUGAGAAAGAUCCUGCCCUGGAGCGUCGUUUCCAGCAAGUUUAUGUUGACCAGCCUACAGUUGAAGACACUGUCUCCAUACUUCGCGGAUUACGUGAAAGAUAUGAGCUGCAUCACGGGGUUCGCAUUUCAGACACUGCGCUUGUCGACGCAGCUAUUCUUUCGGACCGUUAUAUUAGUGGACGUUUUCUACCUGACAAAGCUAUUGACCUAGUUGAUGAAGCUGCUGCAAAACUGAAAAUGGAGAUCACCUCAAAACCUACAGCCCUUGACGAGAUCAAUCGUGCAGUUUUGAAGUUGGAGAUGGAGAGGCUAUCUCUAACUAAUGAUACAGAUAAAGCAUCGAAAGACCGGUUAAACCGUCUUGAGACUGAAUUGUCUCUUCUGAAGGAGAGGCAAGCUGAGCUGACUGAGCAGUGGGAGCAUGAAAAGAGUGUGAUGACUCGCUUGCAGUCCAUUAAGGAAGAGAUCGACCGGGUAAAUCUUGAGAUCCAGCAAGCAGAGCGGGAAUAUGAUCUUAAUCGUGCUGCUGAACUUAAGUAUGGGAGUCUAAACACCUUGCAGCGUCAACUUGAAGCUUCAGAAAAAGAACUGAGUGAUUAUAUGAAGUCUGGAAAAUCGAUGCUCAGAGAAGAAGUAACUGGGAAUGAUGUUGCAGAGAUUGUUAGUAAGUGGACUGGGAUUCCUGUUUCUAAGCUACAACAGUCGGAGAGGGAAAAGCUGUUGCAUUUAGAGGAAGAGUUGCACAAACGUGUUGUUGGUCAAGAUCCAGCAGUAAGAGCAGUAGCAGAGGCAAUCCAGCGCUCGCGUGCUGGACUUUCAGAUCCUCAUCGUCCUAUUGCAAGCUUUAUGUUCAUGGGUCCCACUGGAGUUGGAAAGACGGAGUUAGCUAAGGCCCUUGCUAACUAUUUGUUCAAUACUGAAGAGGCACUUGUGCGCAUCGAUAUGAGUGAAUACAUGGAGAAGCAUGCAGUUUCAAGAUUGAUAGGAGCUCCCCCUGGUUAUGUCGGGUAUGAAGAAGGGGGGCAGUUGACAGAGAUUGUUCGCCGAAGACCUUAUGCAGUUAUAUUGUUUGAUGAAAUUGAGAAGGCCCAUUCGGAUGUAUUUAAUGUGUUCCUGCAAAUCUUAGAUGAUGGUAGGGUGACCGACUCGCAAGGACGCACAGUGAGUUUCACCAAUACUGUCAUCAUCAUGACAUCAAAUGUUGGUUCACAAUAUAUCCUAAAUACAGAUGAUAAUGAUGAUGAUUCAUCGAAGGAAGCGACUUAUCAAACAAUAAAGCAAAGGGUGAUGGAUGCUGCACGUGCAGUUUUCCGCCCUGAGUUCAUGAACCGGGUUGAUGAAUAUAUAGUAUUCCAGCCUCUUGAUCGUGACCAGAUCAGUAGCAUUGUGCGAUUACAGCUUGAAAGAGUGCAGCAGAGAUUAGCUGAUCGUAAAAUGAAGAUUCAAGUGAGUGAAGCUGCUAUUCAAUUGCUUGGAAGUCUUGGUUAUGACCCCAACUAUGGAGCACGGCCAGUGAAGCGGGUGAUCCAGCAGAAUGUUGAGAACGAAUUGGCCAAAGGAAUAUUAAGAGGAGAAUUCAAGGAUGAGGAUACUAUUUUAGUAGACACGGAGGUCAGCGCAUUUUCGAAUGGACAACUUCCUCAGCAGAAGCUAGUGUUUAAAAGACAAGAGUCUGGUUCAGAUUCUCCAGCUGAGAACCAAGAAGCUUUCUCUCAGAAACUAUGAGACUACACCUCAACAUCUUGUUUAGACACAUACUAUGAUUUCGAGCAUCGAACUAGUAGUAGCUCUUGUAUCUAGAUUAUGGAUAUACAUAUUUCACGGCUUUGAAUAGCAAAUACCUACACAGUUGAACAGUGUGGAGUUCUGUUUUCGUAUAAUAAAUAGCUUAUUAGUCUAUAG